UAUAUAAAGUGACAAACUUGCUUGGUUGCGCUGUAUUGGCGUUAAUACGGUAUCGCGUUUCGCUCGGGUAAUAUCGAAUCGAACGAUUUUUUAACUUUUUACCAUCGAUCACGCGCCGUCAUCCCGGAUCGAACAACCACCCCGGAUCCCAUCUUCUCCAAGGGCGAGGACGAAUCGUGCCACGCGACCGACCAACCGACCGACCGACCGACCGACCGACUCACCGUCACCGAUCGAUACUCCUCUUCUGCUUCCGCGUCAACCAAGCCAAGGAUGACUCGAUACACCACGUCAUUUACACGUUCCACCAACAUGAAACGAUUGCUCUUAUUAUCAAUCUGUUCUCUAAUGGGAUUUCUCCAGUUUGCCAACCCUCUACCUCGAAACGCGACCGAUUAUGAAGAUAUGUCCUAUUGGCUAAAAUCUGGUCAAGACAAUCUUCGAAGAAUCCUAACUCAUCGAAAUAACGAAAAUCGCGCGAAGAAUAUUAUUAUUUUCAUUGGUGACGGGAUGGGAAUUUCUACGAUCACGGCAGGUCGAAUCUACAAAGGCCAAAUCAAGGGUAAUACCGGUGAAGAAUAUAAAUUGGCGUUCGAAAUGUUUCCCAACGCUGGAUUCGCCAAGACUUACAACACGGACAAGCAAGUUCCCGAUUCGGCUGGAACAGCUACCGCGCUAUUUUCCGGUGUGAAAUGUCGUUACAAGGUUAUCGGAUUGGAUACGAGAUCUUCGUUCAAUCAAUGCGACAAGUACGUCAAUCAAGCGAGCAAACUUACAACCGUCGCGGAUUGGGCUCAACAAAGUGGCAUGGACACGGGAUUCGUAACCACGACUCGGGUCACCCAUGCAACUCCGGCAGGAUUGUACGCUCACACGAAUAAUCGCGACUGGGAAUGCGAUAGCUCGAUACCGAAACGAUACACAGAUUGCGUGAAAGAUAUAGGAAGACAAUUGAUGGAGGAUGAACCGGGAAACAAGUUCAAGGUAAUCAUGGGCGGUGGAGCGCAACUCUUAGGUUUACCGAUGGAACCGAUAGAUCCCGAUACGUGCGUCAGGAGCGAUGGGAAAAAUUUGGUCGAAUACUGGGAGGGAAAUAAUCCUGACGGGAAAGUGGUAACCAACACCGAACAACUUUUCUCCGUCGAUAUCGCCAACACGUCGAAAAUUCUUGGAAUUUUCGCUACCAAUCACCUUCCCUAUCACGCCGUCAAAACCGAAGAAACCCCGAGUUUGGCCAACAUGACCAAACAAGCUAUCAAAUUGCUCCGAAAAAAUAACAAUGGUUUCCUUUUAAUGGUCGAGAGCGGAAGAAUAGACAUGGCCCAUCAUCAUAAUUACGCAAAGUUAGCAUUGCGAGAAUUAUCGGAACUCGAGGAGGCGAUAUUGACCGCUCUUCAACUGGUCAAAUUGGAAGAAACAUUGGUGAUCGUAACUGCCGAUCAUUCCCACGCGUUCACCAUUAACGGUUAUCCGAAGAGAGGAAACGAUAUCCUCGGUUUCGCCAAUGAUCCAUCCAAACCGAACGUACCGGCUUACGAGACGCUCAGUUAUAUCAACGGUCCAGGCUUCUUUCACCAUCGACGAAACGAUAGCAACAACGUUAACGAAACGUGGAGGCCCGUCGAUCUGGAUCAGACACGCGAUGAUCCCUAUUACACUCAAAUGGCUGGUAUAUAUUUGGAGGACGAGACACACGGAGGCGAAGAUGUCGGAGUUUACGCGAUAGGUCCGUAUUCCCACUUGAUUCGCGGUACUUUUGAACAAAAUUAUAUCGCUCACGUAGUGGCGUAUGCGGCGUGCUUCAAAGACUGGCCUUCCCAUUGUGACAACGUUUACAAUCGUUACUUCUACCAACUGGCCAACUCGGUGAAUCGUAAUACCGAUUCAUCCAUUGUAUCUCUCUUGAUGUUGCUGCUUCUCUCAACGCUGGUCAAUCGCUAUUGAUUCUAUACAUCGAGGACUUACAUAGUAUAAUUAAUUCGCAUCUCCAAUACUAUUUUUCUUCUCAUUAAUCGUAUAAUUUCGCAUAACGUUUCCUUUCUCCUUCUUUCUCAUCCAAAUAAUAUCUCUUUGUUCCAAUCCCUCUUUCCCAUACUUAUUCAAUUAUAAUUUAUACCUAUCUACGUAUACGUAUUUGUACGUAUAAUGUUAAAUUACACGGUACAUACGCUCGAGUCUUUCUAUUUCGCUUUUCGUCUUUUUCUUCUUCUUUUUCUUCUAUUUUUUCGUCUAUCCCCUUUUGUUUCUUCGAUUUUAAAAACAGUACAAAAACAAGCACAAGCAAAGAGAUAUGCGAGUACAUUAAGUAAUUAAUCGUAUGUUAUGAUCUGAAACGCGAUGGACGAUACACCUUAACCCUUAAUUACAUAUGUACAUAAUUUUCACGAUAAUUUUCGAAUUAUAUUUUAAUGUUAGGUACAAUUUAUUAUACGUUAUAUUUCGAGUUUAUUAGUCGAAUAUAAUGAUAUUUUGCAUCGGUAUACGUACGUGCAUAAGCUGCGUAAGUAUCUAGAUAUAAUGCGUUUACAAGCGUUCCAUCAUUCGAGUCGGAACAUAUAUCCGAUUAAUGCAGUUUCGUCUGUGAUAUAGAUAUGUAUACGCAAACUAGCUCGUAAUAACUGUAUAAUCCCUAUAAUUGUAAUUUAAUAUUCGCUCUUGCGAUUUGUAUGUAUCUUAUCCAAACAACAACUGGAUUAUAUGUAUUCGAAUGGUUUAUAUGUAAUUAUAAUCGGUCUUUUCACACGUUGCAAA
Messenger RNA from Apis cerana (Asiatic honeybee), 2751 nucleotides. Its product is annotated as alkaline phosphatase 4. Gene Ontology annotation, biological process: dephosphorylation. The record is from RefSeq and is a predicted model, not a curated record. Gene Ontology annotation, molecular function: alkaline phosphatase activity. Lineage: Eukaryota; Metazoa; Arthropoda; Insecta; Hymenoptera; Apidae.